Lipotes vexillifer (Yangtze River dolphin) is the source of this 1029-nucleotide messenger RNA. Its product is annotated as retinol dehydrogenase 16. NCBI's taxonomy places the organism in Eukaryota, Metazoa, Chordata, Mammalia, Artiodactyla, Lipotidae. The record is from RefSeq and is a predicted model, not a curated record. Gene Ontology annotation, molecular function: oxidoreductase activity. The coding region runs from base 76 to 1029 and encodes 317 amino acids. The transcript has 4 exons. Gene Ontology annotation, biological process: steroid metabolic process. Gene Ontology annotation, cellular component: intracellular membrane-bounded organelle.
UUAAGUCCUCCUGUCUCAACACUAGCCAGACUCGAGUUUCACCCCAGCCUGCCUGUGUCUGUCCCCUGCAAAGCCAUGUGGCUGUACCUGGCGGUCCUCGUGGGCCUGUACUACCUCCUGCGCUGGUACCGGGAGAGGCAGGUGGUGAGCCACCUCCAGGACAAGUUCGUCUUCAUCACGGGCUGUGACUCGGGCUUCGGGAACCUGCUGGCCAGGCAGCUGGACCUGCGAGGCUUGAGGGUGCUGGCUACGUGUCUGACGGAGCAGGGGGCCGAGCAGCUGAAGGGCCAGACAUCAGACAGGUUGGAGACAGUGAUCCUGGACGUCACCAAGACUGAGAGCAUCGCUGCGGCCACCGAGUGGGUGAAGGAGCGUGUCAGGGACAGAGGACUCUGGGGCCUGGUGAAUAAUGCCGGCAUUUGCACUCCCAUGGCACCCAAUGAGUGGCUGACCAAACAGGACUUCGUAAAGAUGCUCGACGUGAACCUGUUGGGGAUGAUUGAGGUGACCCUGAGUCUGCUGCCCCUAGUGAGGAAGGCGAGGGGCCGUGUGGUCAAUGUCUCCAGCGUCAUGGGCCGCGUGUCCCUCUUUGGUGGAGGCUACUGCAUGUCCAAAUACGGCGUGGAGGCUUUCUCAGACUCCCUCAGGAGGGAGCUCUCCUACUUCGGAGUGAAGGUGGCGAUGAUUGAGCCUGGUUACUUCAUGACCAAUAUGACCAGCCCUGAGGUGUUUAAUGGAAGCCUCCAGGCAUCAUGGGAUCAGGCCAGCACAGAGAUCAAGGAACUCUAUGGAGAGAAGUUCAUGGCUGACUUCAUGAAGACAUCGAAUUUAUUGAAGCCAUCAUGGUCCGGGAAUCUGUCCUUGAUGACCAACUGCAUGGAGCAUGCCCUGACCUCCUGCCACCCCCGCACCCGGUACUCCGCUGGCUGGGACGCCAAGUUCUUCUACCUCCCCGUGAGCUACAUGCCCACCUUCCUGGUGGAUCUCAUGAUGUACUGGGGCGCCCCACGGCCUGCUAAGGCCCUGUGA